AUGAUGAUGAUUGAUGAUGAUGAUGAUGAUGAUGAUGAUGAUGAUGAUGAUGAUGAUGAUGAUGAUGAUGAUGAUGAUGAUGAUGAUGAUGAUGAUGAUGAUGAUGAUGAUGAUGAUGAUGAUGAUGAUGAUGAUGAUGAUGAUGAUGAUGAUGAUGAUGAUGAUGAUGAUGAUGAUGAUGAUGAUGAUGAUGAUGAUGAUGAUUGA
Molecule: messenger RNA, 207 nt
Organism: Schistosoma spindalis
Lineage: Eukaryota; Metazoa; Platyhelminthes; Trematoda; Strigeidida; Schistosomatidae
Source: the annotation of a GenBank genome assembly